Cynara cardunculus var. scolymus (artichoke) is the source of this 971-nucleotide messenger RNA. RefSeq names its product NDR1/HIN1-like protein 13. Gene Ontology annotation, cellular component: plasma membrane. The record is from RefSeq and is a predicted model, not a curated record. The coding region runs from base 94 to 879 and encodes 261 amino acids. The transcript has a single exon. NCBI's taxonomy places the organism in Eukaryota, Viridiplantae, Streptophyta, Magnoliopsida, Asterales, Asteraceae.
UCUCCCUCUCUAUAUCUCUUCCAUCACCCAUCUCCAACUGAAACUCUACACAAAUUUCCAUUUCUUGGAUUCAAAUUCUUACAAUCUAGAAUAAUGGCCGAUCGUGUUCAUCCAGCUGCUCAUUUGGAUCACUCCAAUACGCCUCCUGCCACCGUCAAACAACCAGUCUCUGACGAUAAGCCACUCUUACCUCAAGGAACCUACGUCAUCCAGAUCCCCAAAGAUCAAAUCUACCGCAUCCCUCCCCCCGAAAACGCCCGCAGAAUUGAGAAGCUUGCUAAUCAAAAACCUCGACGGAGCUGCUGUUGCCGCUGCUUCUGUUGGACAAUCGCCACUGCAUUCAUCCUUCUAAUCCUCCUCGCCAUCUCCGCUGCCAUCUUCUACUUAGUUUUUCGGCCUGAAUCUUUGAAAUACUCGAUCGAUAACAUCUCCGUAGGAGGCAUCAACCUGACUUCGUCAACGCCGGUAUCCCCACGGCUGGCUGUUCAUAUCAAAUCAGAAAAUCCUAACAAUAAGCUUGAUGUAUACUACAUCGGAAAAGGAAGCUCCGUCGACGUGUAUUACGCCGACGUUAACUUAUGUAACGGCGAGUUACCGACGUUUAAACAGCCUGCGAAUAAUGUGACGGUGAUUCAAACGGCGUUAAAGGGAUCGAAUAUUACGUUUGCGCGUGAUGUUCACUCCCGGUUGGUGAGACAAGAGAAGCAACGGAAUGUGCCGUUAAAGUUGAAGGUGAAGGCGCCGGUCAAGAUUAAAAUUGGUGCCGUAAAGACGUGGGAGAUAACGCUUACCGUCAAGUGUGACGUGGCUGUUGACUGGUUCACUCAGAAGUCAAAGAUCGUGUCAAAAAAUUGUGAUUACAGGGUGAAGCUGUGGUAAAAAGAGUUGGUAGCUUCGAAAAUGGGUUGGAUUGUAAAGAUACCAAAAUAUGAAAAUACACAAAUUUUAAUUUUACAAAUAUAUUCAUUAAA